Molecule: messenger RNA, 1545 nt
Organism: Drosophila montana
Lineage: Eukaryota; Metazoa; Arthropoda; Insecta; Diptera; Drosophilidae
Gene: twz
Product: BTB/POZ domain-containing protein twz
Exons: 5
Coding region: 375-1430 (351 amino acids)
Biological process (GO): protein homooligomerization
Molecular function (GO): protein binding
Source: RefSeq, a predicted model, not a curated record
UACAGAGAUUAGUAGGCAACAAACGGCGGGCGCGACAACAACCGGAAACCGGAAGUAAACAUUUUUAGUGAUUUGCAGUGUGUGUGCGGCGCCAUUUUGCAAUUAGCAAUGCGUUCAAAUUAAAAUUUAGAAACUUUAGAAGCGGAAAUUAAAUGCUAGCUAAACAAAAUCAAUUUAAAUAAAAAAAAACAAACUAACUCUAUAUAAACUAAAAGAAAAACGUUGUAAAUUUGUUGUCUACACGCGCUGUUGCAUAUAAAAUAGUUAAAGUGCAUUUCCUAAAUAUACCGACUUUUUUAACUCCAUUUGUUGCAUUGGAUCAACGAUCACCAUUGACGGUGGAGUCCUCCUGCCCCAAACGCAAAAAAUGCGAUAUGGAUCGAGAGCGCGAAAGAGAUGCAAAGGGCCUCGAGCCGCGCGAUUUAUCCUCCACGGGCCGCAUCUAUGCCCGCAGCGAUAUUAAAAUCAGCGCUUCGCCCACCGUUUCGCCAACGAUCUCAAAUUCCUCAUCGCCCACACCGACGCCGCCCGCCAGCUCCUCUGUGACGCCGCUGGGCUUGCCCGGCGCGGCGGCGGCUGCCGCUGUGGCCGCUGCCGCAGCGGCUGCUGCGGGCGCCGGACCUGGCGGUGGCGCCACGGCCGGGGCCAGUUCCUAUUUGCACAACCACAAGCCCAUCUCGGGCAUACCCUGUGUGGCGGCCGCGUCUAGGUAUACGGCGCCGGUGCACAUCGAUGUCGGCGGCACAAUCUACACGAGCUCUCUGGAGACGCUUACCAAAUAUCCCGAAUCGAAGCUGGCCAAGCUAUUCAAUGGACAGAUACCCAUUGUGCUCGACUCGCUGAAGCAGCAUUAUUUCAUCGAUCGGGAUGGUGGCAUGUUUCGCCAUAUACUUAACUUUAUGAGAAACUCAAGACUAUUGAUUGCCGACGAUUUUCCCGACCUUGAGCUCUUGCUCGAGGAGGCCCGCUACUACGAAGUGGAGCCCAUGGUUAAGCAGCUGGAGAGUAUGCGCAAGGAGCGCGUUCGCAAUGGCAACUAUUUGGUGGCGCCACCCACACCGCCAGCACGUCACAUUAAGACCAGCCCAAGGACUAGCGGUGCGCCCGAGUGCAAUUAUGAGGUGGUCGCGCUUCACAUCUCACCGGAUCUGGGUGAACGCAUUAUGCUGUCGGCGGAACGGGCGCUGCUCGACGAGCUCUUCCCGGAGGCCAAUCAGGCAACGCAGUCGAGUCGGAGCGGCGUCUCCUGGAAUCAGGGCGAUUGGCGCCAAAUCAUCCGCUUCCCACUCAACGGCUAUUGCAAGCUCAAUUCCGUGCAGGUGCUCACACGGCUGCUGAACGCCGGCUUCACCAUCGAGGCCAGCACCGGGGGCGGCGUCGAGGGGCAGCAGUUCUCCGAGUAUUUGCUGGUGCGUCGCGUUCCAAUGUGAUAGGCUCCAUGUCCAGGUCAACGUCAGCGUCAACGUUCUGGGCACUGUGUAAUCGUAAUCUUUGUGCGAGUUGCGCACUAAUUGCUGCCCUUUAGGCGGCUCUUGGGGGUUUUCC